This is a messenger RNA of Argiope bruennichi, 3971 nucleotides long. Its product is annotated as glutamate receptor-interacting protein 2-like. Gene Ontology annotation, biological process: neurotransmitter receptor transport, endosome to postsynaptic membrane. NCBI's taxonomy places the organism in Eukaryota, Metazoa, Arthropoda, Arachnida, Araneae, Araneidae. Bases 487 to 3567 code for a protein of 1026 amino acids. The record is from RefSeq and is a predicted model, not a curated record. Gene Ontology annotation, molecular function: protein binding. The transcript has 20 exons.
ACAAGGUACGUGGCACGCGUUUCACACUUCCUUUUCUUUCACUUAUUGCGACGUCAGUCAUGUAAGGCGAACUAGGAAAUUUGCGUAGCUUGGUCGUCCUCUCAUUUCGAGACAGAUUCGAUAUACUUUGAUCAGAGUAAAAGUGUGAAAUGCGAUGUCAUUAGGAAAGAAAGCCGAGCUCUGGUGAGCGCCACAGCUGUUUUCUCUUUCUUUCAUAGUUUUUCUAGCACCGGCAAUUUUCGUCCUGUAGGAACCGUUCCAGCGCUAUUUAUGGUUUUUCCCUACAGAGAUCACAUUCCAAUAAAAAAAAAGAAAAAAAAAGACGGACGUUAUUACACUAUUCUGUGUUCCUGGAGCUGGAGCUGAGUUAAUGGUGAAACAUUCUACAAUAAGAAUAAUUUGGACCAAAUUGAAGAGAAUCGCACAGAUGCAAUCAGCGAUGAUAAACGAGAUACUCUAAUUGUGGAAUUGGAGAAAAAGGAUGGAAUGACUCUGGGAUUAAUUAUUUCAGGUGGAAUUGAUAAGAACUCCAGACCGAAGAUCUCAAAUUUAAGGCCUGGCAGUAUAGCUUACAGAUGUGAUGCCUUGGAUGUUGGUGAUUACAUUAUCUCUGUAAAUGGUAUUCGAACAAGUAAACUAAGACACGAAGAAAUUGUUAAUCUACUAAAAAAUGCUGGAAGUAAAGUUACUUUAGAGAUAGAAUAUGAGACACCUGUUCUAUUCAACAAUACUUCUCAUUAUAAUUCUAAAGUAAUCCAAGUAAAGCUGGAGAAAGAGAAAGACAGUUUUGGCUUUACUUUGAGAAGUGGUCCAUAUAAUGACAGAUUGAAAUCUAGACCUUUGAUCAUAACUGACAUCAAAUUUGGGGGCCCAGCGCACAGGACUGGUGUUUUAAAAACUUGCGAUAGAAUUUUGGCUGUAGAUGGAGUAAAUCUUUCUUCUGCAAGUUUAACAGAAGCUUUGCAAUUAUUGAAACAGGUUAAGCAGAGUGCAAUCAUCACUGUAGAAUAUGAUGUCCAGUUGCUUGAUGCCGUAAAAAAUGCGUCCGGUCCGCUAUUGGUAGAAAUCGAUAAAGCUCCUGGCAGUCUUUUGGGACUUACUUUAUCAUGCCUUUCUGUACCUGAACAUGCUAUAGUGAUUGAAAGUAUUCGUCAAGCAAGUAUUGCCGAAAGAUGCGGUGCUCUUCAUGUUGGUGACCAUGUCUUAGCAAUCAAUGGCAUUAAAUUAGAUAUGUUGACCUCAGCUGAAGCGAUGGAAUUAUUGAGAUCCUCUGCUGGAGAUACUGUUAAACUGGAGAUAUUGCCUGUUAGUCAAAUAGCGUUGCGUUCAGGGCCAGAUUCUGCUGCAAAACGAGAUAUCAUGUCUACUCAUUAUUCUGCUGCAAGAACUAGUUUCGGUAACAACUCUUAUAACACAUUAUCAUCUGUUGGCGAAAUAUCUUUGAGUUCUGGUUGUCCAUAUGCUUCUAUUACACCCCCAUUUGUUUUAAAAAGGAAUUAUGAUCUACCUACAAAUGGAUGCAAUUCAGCUUUUGAUUCAAUUGCCCAAUAUUCUUUUGAUGCAUCUUUUAAUCCCAGCUCUUGCCCGAAUUCCGCAACUGUAGCCCGUGCUGAUAGAACAGAAGUGAUUCUACAUGCCGAUCACAAAGGAUUUGGAUUUCAUAUCUAUGGGCCAUCACAUUCGUCGGACAUUUUAACUACUCCUCCAGUUAUUAACUGCAUUGAUCAAGGAAGUCCAGCUGAAAGAUCAGGUGUGCUGCUAGUAGGCGAUAGAGUGUUAGCAAUAAAUGGUGACAGUACUGAAGGAAUGUCAAUAGAGAGAAUCACAAACAUGAUUGCUAAUUCUCAUCCACGAAUUUCCCUUAUAACUGAAUUUGAUGUCGCUGAAGCAGUCGUACCAAGUAGCGGCAUUUUUGUUGUAAAAUUAGCUAAAAAGGGCGCAGAUCUGGGUAUAUCCUUAACAGCGCCAAGAAAUAGGCAGUAUGGGGAACCUCUGAUUAUUGCAGAUGUUCAGAAAGGAAGUAUUGCUCAUCGCACUGGCACAAUUCAGCCAGGAGACAAAUUACUUGCCAUUAAUUCUCUCAGAACUGAAAACUUGACUGUUGAAGAUUCAACCGCUAUUUUACAUACGUGUACUGAUAUAGUAAAAUUGCGGAUUCGUAAAGAUGAAACAUUUUCAGAAGAUCCUGAUACUACUUGCGCCAUAGUGUAUACUGUUGAGCUUGUUAGACAUGGUGGCCCAUUAGGUAUAACUGUGUCUGGUACUAAAGAGCCUUUCGAUCCCAUUUUUAUAUCUGGUCUCACUGAAAAUGGAUUAGCAGAGAGAACUGGCGCUUUGCAUGUAGGUGAUCGUAUUUUGGCCAUCAAUGGGCAUAGUUUAAGGGGAAAAACUUUAAAUGAGGCUAUCUGUAUUUUACAAACAUGUGGGGAUACAGUUACCUUGAAAAUCUCUAAGUGUCCUUGCGCAGAAAAGCCAGAAGAUGCAAAUACUAAAAUGAAGGGUAUACAUUGCAUGCCAGAUAAUCACAUGAAGACUUUUUCAACUCCCUUAUCAAGUGUUGACAGUGCUGUUGAUUCUUGGGAUAGCUGUAAUCCAAGAUUAGUCCCUGACGUUACACAUACUGAAAGUGAUGAAUAUAGUCAAUCAAGUAAUCACAACAUUGUUUCGAUUUCUUAUCCAAACACUUUGGAACAGACAAAAUAUAAGACGACUGAGAGGGAUAACAGGCAGAUUUUUUGCGAACAAAAAAAUCCAAGACGAAAUAGUUAUUCAGGAAAUCUGUCUGUGCCAUCAGAGGACGAGAAAGAGAGUUGGCAUAAAGUUUUAGAAGAUUUGCAGACUUGCGGCGAGUCUCGACUUCUUCGUCAACUUGAAGAAAGUAUUUUAGGGCACGAAAAGAGUCCAGAUGAAGAAAGGACCACUCAAGGAGAAGAUGCGGAAAACAAUUUAAAAUGUUCUACGGAUACUUUGUCUGAAAAUAAUUUGCUUGAGUUGAAUUCUCAAAUUGAACAACUUAAUGUUGGUUUCGAAAAUAAUGGAAGCUUUCCAGACGUGAUAAGUCAAUUUAAACAAAAUGAAUGCAAUUUCAGACAUAGUAUGUGUAAUGAUAAUCCUAGCUUUUAUUGCAAUCCUUCCUCAUCAUUUGCAGCUCCACUACCUAUUGAAAUUCAAAAAGUAACUCUAUUCAAAGAUCCAGUCUAUGAAGAUUUUGGUUUUAGUUUAUCUGAUGGAAAAUAUGAAAGUGGAGUUUAUAUCAACAGUAUUCGUCCUGGUGGGCCAGCUGACAUUAGUGGUUUGAUCAAGCCUCUCGAUAGAAUAUUACAAGUUAAUAAUGUGAAGACAUAUAAUGCUGGUCUUAUUGUUCCUCUUAUUGCAUCAUCUGGGGACAGAAUCGAGUUGAUCAUUAGUCGUCCUGCAUAUGAUGAUGAAUCAUCCUCAGAAGGUACAUUAGAGAGAAGCAGAACCAGUAACUGCAAUGCUUGGGCAGAUGAUGAUGGAGAAAAAGAUGAUAAUACAUCUCUGUUUUGUCCAAUAUCUGAAAACAAAACAUUUACAAAAACUCUAUAAAAAUAAAUUGUGUGACUUGAAAUUGCAUUUGAGAAGUUUUAGAAGGUUUGAAAAAAUGAAUUAUCUAAUUUUAUAUUUCUCAUUAACCAAUACGUAUAUGCACGAGGGAAGAUAAGGUAAAUCAGAAUUUUAGAUUAUCUAAUCAAACAUGUGUUGUGUUUAUAAUUUUUUUUUCAUGCAAGGAAAAUGUAAUAUUUUAGAAUUUUCUUUUUUUUAAUCGCUUGUUGCUGAUUCAGAUUUGUGGAUACUAAUUACUUACACUUUUAUACAGCCAAGAGCCAUAUUCAGUUGUAGAAAGUUCAUACUUUUGAAGUAUGUCCAAUUUAUAUGCAUUCAAAUCUUGAUUUUGUAUAUGAAAUGAAAAAUGUAAUUUUUGAAAGAAAUAGAUUGUGUUUUAUUGAAAG